Messenger RNA from Cygnus atratus (black swan), 2559 nucleotides. RefSeq names its product neurotrophic receptor tyrosine kinase 3 (gene NTRK3). The coding region runs from base 1 to 2559 and encodes 852 amino acids. The record is from RefSeq and is a predicted model, not a curated record. NCBI's taxonomy places the organism in Eukaryota, Metazoa, Chordata, Aves, Anseriformes, Anatidae. Gene Ontology annotation, cellular component: axon; plasma membrane; signaling receptor complex. Gene Ontology annotation, biological process: cell surface receptor protein tyrosine kinase signaling pathway; cellular response to nerve growth factor stimulus; protein phosphorylation. The transcript has 18 exons. Gene Ontology annotation, molecular function: neurotrophin receptor activity; ATP binding; neurotrophin binding.
AUGGAUGUCUCUCUUUGCCCUACCAAGUGCACUUUCUGGAGGGUAUUUUUGCUCUGGAGCAUUUGGGGAGACUAUCUGCUUUCGGUGCUGGCUUGCCCUGCUAAUUGUCUUUGCAGCAAGACAGACAUCAAUUGCAAGAAGCUGGAUGAUGGGAACCUCUUCCCUCUCUUGGAAGGGCAGGAUUCAGGCAGCAGCAAUGGCAACACGAGCAUCAACAUCACGGACAUCUCAAGGAACAUCACUUCGAUACACAUAGAGAACUGGAAGAACUUGCAGACGCUGAACGCCGUAGACAUGGAGCUGUACACGGGACUCCAGAGGCUGACAAUCAGGAACUCAGGACUACGAAAUAUCCAGCCCCGGGCCUUUGCGAAGAACCCUCACCUGCGCUACAUAGACCUCUCUGGUAACCGGCUCACCACCCUGUCAUGGCAACUCUUCCAGACGCUGCGGCUCUUCGAACUGAGACUAGAGAGGAACCUCUUUAACUGCAGCUGCGACAUCCGCUGGAUCCAGCUCUGGCAGGAGAAGGGCGAGGCCAACCUGCAGUCCCAGGAGCUCUACUGCAUGAACAUGGACACAGCCGUCAUCCCUUUGCAGGAGAUGAACAUCACCCAGUGCGACCUCCCGGAGAUCAGCGUGAGCCACGUGAACCUGACGGUGCGGGAAGGGGAGAACGCUGUCAUAACCUGCAACGGCUCGGGCUCGCCGCUGCCCGACGUCGACUGGACGGUGGCGGAUCUGCACUCCAUAAACACGCACCAGACCAACCUCAACUGGACCAACGUUCACGCCAUCAAUCUGACCUUGGUGAAUGUCACCAGUGAGGACAACGGAUUCCUGCUUACCUGCAUUGCUGAGAACGUGGUGGGGAUGAGCAAUGCCAGCGUGCUACUCACCGUCUACUAUCCCCCUCGCAUCCUAACCCUGGAGGAGCCGGUGCUGCACCUGGAGCACUGCAUUGCGUUCGCAGUGCAUGGGAAUCCAGCUCCCACCCUCCACUGGCUGCACAACGGCCAGGUCCUCCGGGAGACGGAGAUCAUCCACAUGGAGUUCUACCAGCAAGGGGAAGUCUCUGAGGGUUGCCUGCUCUUCAACAAGCCCACUCACUACAACAAUGGCAACUACACCAUAGUGGCCACCAACCAGCUGGGUUCAGCCAACCAAACCAUCAAGGGACAUUUCCUUGAAAAGCCUUUUCCAGAGAGCACGGACAACUUUGUCUCAAUUGGUGAUUACGAAGUGAGUCCCACCCCACCCAUCACUGUGACCCACAAACCAGAGGAGGACACUUUUGGGGUUUCCAUAGCGGUUGGGCUGGCAGCUUUUGCUUGUGUCCUCUUGGUGGUCCUCUUUAUUAUGAUCAACAAGUAUGGCCGGCGGUCCAAGUUCGGGAUGAAAGGUCCCGUGGCAGUGAUCAGCGGCGAGGAGGAUUCGGCCAGUCCCCUCCACCACAUCAACCACGGCAUCACAACGCCCUCGUCCCUGGAUGCUGGCCCGGACACGGUGGUGAUCGGCAUGACCCGCAUUCCUGUCAUCGAGAACCCCCAGUACUUCCGACAAGGUCACAACUGCCACAAGCCAGACACGUAUGUCCAGCAUAUUAAGAGGAGAGACAUCGUUUUGAAGAGGGAGCUGGGAGAAGGUGCCUUUGGGAAGGUGUUCUUGGCCGAGUGUUACAACCUCAGCCCCACCAAUGACAAAAUGCUGGUGGCAGUGAAGGCGCUGAAAGACCCCACCUUGGCGGCCCGCAAGGAUUUCCAGAGGGAGGCAGAGCUGCUCACCAACCUGCAGCACGAGCACAUCGUCAAGUUUUACGGCGUGUGUGGUGACGGCGACCCGCUCAUCAUGGUCUUCGAGUACAUGAAGCAUGGGGACCUGAACAAGUUCCUGAGGGCACAUGGCCCAGAUGCUAUGAUCCUCGUGGACGGGCAGCCUCGACAAGCCAAAGGGGAGCUAGGGCUAUCCCAGAUGCUCCACAUCGCUAGCCAGAUCGCCUCUGGAAUGGUGUACCUUGCCUCCCAGCACUUUGUCCACAGAGACCUGGCCACCAGGAACUGCUUGGUCGGAGCCAACCUGCUGGUGAAGAUUGGAGACUUUGGGAUGUCAAGAGACGUCUACAGCACUGAUUACUACAGGGAAGGGCCGCGUCCGAAGGGCCAGUUCAGCGCAGCGUGGCAGCGACAGAGACUGGCACCGCCGGCAGCUGCAACAGUUGGAGGACACACCAUGCUGCCCAUCCGCUGGAUGCCUCCGGAGAGCAUCAUGUACAGGAAGUUCACGACAGAGAGCGACGUCUGGAGCUUCGGGGUGAUCCUCUGGGAGAUCUUCACGUACGGGAAGCAGCCCUGGUUCCAGCUCUCAAACACAGAGGUCAUUGAGUGCAUUACCCAAGGCCGAGUUUUGGAAAGACCUCGAGUCUGCCCCAAGGAGGUUUACGACAUCAUGUUGGGCUGCUGGCAGAGAGAACCUCAGCAACGGCUCAAUAUCAAGGAGAUCUACAAGAUCCUUCAUGCUCUGGGCAAGGCCACACCAAUCUACCUGGACAUCCUCGGCUAG